Cynara cardunculus var. scolymus (artichoke) is the source of this 2085-nucleotide messenger RNA. RefSeq lists its product as uncharacterized. The record is from RefSeq and is a predicted model, not a curated record. NCBI's taxonomy places the organism in Eukaryota, Viridiplantae, Streptophyta, Magnoliopsida, Asterales, Asteraceae. Bases 1 to 2085 code for a protein of 694 amino acids. The transcript is spliced from 9 exons.
AUGGCGCCUGCAGCAAGCAAAACCAAAAGUAUGAUCGAGGGUUUUGUAAGAGAUGGAUCAUUUAAAUGGUUGAAUAAAAACCAGAAAUCAUCUCAUAAAGAGUUAGAGGAGAUGAAAAGCUCUCCAUCUGCUGAUAAGAAAUGGAUCCACGACCUAUCUGUUGUGGCAAAUAUGGUUGUUCGUCGGUGUUCCAAAAUCCUCAAUAGUUCUACAGGCCAGCUUCGUGAAAACUUUGAGGCGGAGGCUUCUGAUGUCACAAAACACCCAUCACGGUAUGCCCGGAAUUUUCUUGAAUAUUCCUGUUUCAGGGCUCUUGCUCUAUCUACGCAAGUUAGCGGUUACAUCGAAGACAAAAAGUUUCGAAGAUUAACAUUUGAUAUGAUGAUUGCUUGGGAAGUUCCAGAUGCUGUCAGCCUGCCUUCCGGUGAUAUAGACGAGGAUGCAACCGUGGGGGCUGAGGCGUUCUCCCGAAUAGCCCCAGCUGUGCCUAUUAUAGCAAAUGUAAUAAUCAGUAACUACGUUUUUGAGUUUCUUACUGCAUCCACUGGAGGCCGGCUUCGAUUUCCUACCUAUGAGAAAUACCUUAGUGCAUUAGAAAGGGCUAUUAGAAAACUCAAAUCUCACUCAGAAUCAUCUCAACUUUCAUCCCAACGAUCUAGAAGAGGGGAAAGGAUUCUGGAAGUGGAUGGUACCGUCACCACACAACCAGUUCUUCAACAUCUAGGGAUCUCAACUUGGCCUGGUCGGUUAACUCUGACAGAUCAUGCAUUGUAUUUUGAAGCUCUUCGUGUUGUCUCAUAUGAUAAGCCCAUAGCUUAUGAGUUGGCAGAUGAUUUAAAGCAGGUUGUCAAGGCUGAGUUGACGGGUCCAUGGGGAACAAGACUGUUUGACAAGGCCGUCUUGUAUAAAUCAAAUUCCUUAUCAGAACCAGUUGUUUUGGAGCUUCCUGAGCUAAAAGGACAUACCAGGCGUGACUAUUGGCUAGCCAUUAUCCGUGAAGUUUUAUAUGCCCACAGAUUCAUUAGUAAAUUCCGGAUUACUGGAGUUGAACGGGAUGAAGCACUGCUGAAAGCACUCUUUGGCAUUCUACGAGUACAAGCUCUCAAUCACAUGAAUUCUACAAUCCCACUGUGCUAUGAGGCAGGUCUUAUGUUCAAUGCUUGUGAUCAACUUCCAGGUGGAGACCGGAUAUUGGAAACAAUUGCAACCAUUUUGACUUCGAAAGAGCUAGAAAAAAAUAACCCCACUAAAUCCGGUGAUGGAAUGUAUUCAGUUUCAGCUAUUGCCAUGGCUUCUAGCCUUGUGUUUGUCUUUGGCACAAGUUCUAAUGUGCUUAAUCGGUCGCUGAUUACUGCAGGUGAGAUCAUUGUUGGAGAGAUUACUCCCUUGGAGAAAGCCGUCAAUGAAGCAAGAAGCAAUUACAAGAUGGUUGCAGAUGCACAAGCAACGGUUGAUGGAGCUAAAGUUGAAGGCCUUGACACCAACUUGGCCGUGCUGAAGGAGUUGCUUUUUCCUGUGACUGACCUUGGGACUAGGCUUCUCAGACUAUUGUACUGGGAUGAGCCUGCAAAGUCUCUUCCAUUCUGUUUGGUAUCCACAGUCAUCAUUUACUGCGGAUGGCUGUCUUAUGUGGUUGCAUUGCUACUCUCCAUUUUUGCAAUUAAUAUGGUGCUUACGCGGUGUUUUAGCCAAAGACAAGGAGUUGAUGUACUUAAGGUCAUAGUGCCUCCAGCAAUGAACAAAAUGGAGCAGCUCUUGGCUGUUCAGAAUGCAAUUUCUCAGGCUGAAGAGCUAAUCCAAGAGGGAAAUGUUGUCCUCCUUAAAAUACGUGGCCUGCUCUUAUCCAUAUUUCCACAGGCAAGUAAUAGAUUUGCAGCGGCACUCGUGAUUUUGGCUUUGAUUAUGACAUUUGUACCCUUUCGAUGUAUGGUUGUACUUAUUUUCUUUGAAGAAUUCACAAAGUACUCGCCUAUGAGAAGAGCCCAAACCGAAAGAUGGAUGCGGAGAAUGAGAGAGUGGUGGUUUAGUAUACCCGCGGCUCCCGUUAUACUCGAAAGAGCUCAAGAAGACAAGAAGAAGAAGUAA